AUGGCUUCACAAGCCCGCCCCGCGCCUCAACGGCAACCAUACGAACGACGAACCGAGGCUGAGAGAGACGACUGGGAAGACUGGGAAGAUGACGAUAUUGUCACGCCGAUCAUGGACGAUGAAGAAGACCUCAUUGCGAACAAGUCGGCAGCCCCCAGCCCACUCCGACCAAGCAAAGCACAUUCUGCAAGAUACUCGCAGCCCAGGCAGUCUGUGCAAAAGCUGCGGCGGCUCAAAUCCCGGCACAGGCAGAAAGCUCAGAAUGCGAAGGCUGGGAUCAAGCUGGUGACCGAUAUGACAGCGCUGCGACAGCAACAAGCUGCUCAGAACGGCAGUCCCCAGAUGCGACAUCCCAAGUUUGUCGAUGCAGCGGCGCUGAGGGCUCUUGAAGGAGAGCCCAACUCGGCAUCAGUCGGAAACUGGAACUGGUUGAAGAAGAAACCGUGGGAUACCAGCUCGCCAUCCUCAAGCACCAAGUCACCGCACAGCGCGUCUCGCAGCCCUGGUCAGCAACAAGACCUCUCACCAAACGACCGCCCAAUCAUGAUCGGAAUCAAACUGCCCGAAGGCACGGAAAUCCCACAAACAGCUAUUCUCGAGACGGCGCCCCAAGACUUUCCGCCCAAGUAUGAAAGACAACCUACAACUAGCCCAAACACUGUCACUCCCUUGACUCCUUCACAGCAAAGAUCGGUUUGGAGUCCCGACACACCAGAUUCGACUGUGUCGUUCAAGGCGCCGCGAGCGACUUCUAGCCUCUACUCGCAGGCGACUGGUUUGGGCGUCGGGAUUCCUCAUGACGCGCCUCCAGUCCCGUCCGUGCCCUCAACUUAUAAGCAGCAAGAAAGGGUGGUCAGUAUUGUUCUCAAAGACAAUGAGGAUGACGACGAAGACGGCGGAAGCCCCUGCACCUUGUUCGAGGAAGACGGCGUGACCGCCAAUCGCCGGAAGUCGGUCAAGGCCAAGGAGGUCUCAAAGAGUCCCGGAAGCGCUGAAACCCAGACUCGUGGUUGGUGGGAUCAUGUUACGACCCCAUUCAUGGACAGGAAGAGCCCCAUCGCUACAUUCAAGAGUGAAUCACAGCCAGUCAAGCAAACACAGCACGACGACUGGUGGAGUGAAAAGGUGCCAGAGGUUGCGACACCCAAACCUACAUCAACAGAGCCCACCUCCAUCGUCAAGACAGUCGAGAUUCAACAAACCUGGCUUGCCUGCAUCGCCAAAGCCGUCGCCAAGGAAUAUUCAGGCGCCGAUCGUCAGAGUUCCUACCCCCAGGAGAACACCAUCACCGCUCAUGGACCGUCGCGAACCGUCGCCGGCAUCGUCUUCCCGUUCAAUCACCCCGAGACCUGA
Molecule: messenger RNA, 1353 nt
Organism: Colletotrichum gloeosporioides
Lineage: Eukaryota; Fungi; Ascomycota; Sordariomycetes; Glomerellales; Glomerellaceae
Exons: 2
Coding region: 1-1353 (450 amino acids)
Source: RefSeq, a predicted model, not a curated record